UUUUAAUUUUAUUAAUUUCAUAUAAUCAUUAUCUCUCUCUCUCUCUCUCUCUCCUUUUUUUCUUCUUCUUCUUUUUUUUCCUUCUAUUUUAACGUUAAAUGAAUAGUAUGUUUGAUUGUCACUGGCAAAAUUGUAGCAGAAUAUAUUCAGAUCCUGAACAGCUUUAUAAUCACUUAACUAAUGAUCAUGUUGGUAGAAAAUCAACUGGUAAUUUAUGUUUAACUUGUCAUUGGGAUGAUUGUAAAGUAUCUGUUAUCAAAAGAGAUCAUAUUACUAGUCACCUUCGAGUUCAUGUGCCGUUAAAGCCUUAUCAUUGCAAUUAUUGUGAUAAAUCUUUUAAACGUCCUCAAGAUUUAAAAAAGCAUGAAAGAAUUCACAGCGAGAAAGCAAGUACAAGUCAGUAUGUAACAUCAUCAAAUUACUCUAAAAUAUCUUUAUCACCGAAUGCUACAGUCCUUAGUCAUACACCCAUAUCUCCUCCUCAUAGCACCAUAACUACAUCAACUUAUUCUGAAGAUGAUCAUACUCAACCUGGUUCAAGUAAUAAUACAGUAUUAUCUCCUUCAUCAGAUUAUUAUGAUAGCUUUAGUAGCUCUAUUCAACAAGAACCUUCAACACCAUGCUUGCCAUCCAAUUACUUAUCAUCAUCAGGCAAUGUUAUGAACACUAUCAUGUUUGCUGAUGAGUCAUGUAACCAAAUGAGAACUGACUAUAACGCAGAUAUGAUGAAUAACCUUGAUAUGCUUCAAUAUCUUGUUGAUAAUGGUUCUAUCAAUCAAGAUUCAUUUAAUAUGGAUACUGAAGAGCAAUUAAAUAAAUUCAAUCUUUGGUUAUCUCAAAUUACUAAAAACAUUCCAGAUCAGUCUAUGUAUGAAUAUAGCCAUAUGCAACAACAGCCUAUUUCUACAGCAACAAAUUAUACUAAUAUGUUACUACAAUUUGAUUCAAACACUAUUUUACCUAAUAAUAAUGAUUUAUUAUAUCCUAUCACGACUACUAACAAUCAACAAGAGGACAUGUAUGUAAGAUCCUAUCCUAUAAAUCAACAACCUACUAUUCCAACACAAACCUUCCCGACACCACCGCCCCCUGAAAAACUAUAUAGUGAUAAUUUAAAUCAAUUAAAUAACUACUAUCCUCAUAUGAAUGGCUUAAGGCAACAUUAUGCAAUUGUACCUGACAUUAUUCCUAAUCAAAAUCUAUUUACUCCAGAUCUUCAAAGGAAUCAAAACUUAUUUAGCUCGAGGGAAAACAUAAAAUAUAAAAAGACUAGUGAUAAUAGUAGUCUAAAUAAGGGUACUUGUGCCUUACACGAUGAAUCGAUAAAGAAGCAGUCACCUGCCAAGAAAUCACCUAUCAAUAAUAAUAUCUUGGAUCUCUUAGUUAGUGAUAUGACAGAUUUAACUAUUCUUGAAGGAGAAAAAGAAAAGAGGAAAAAGGAAAAGACACUUUAUCCUACUACUCGGAUUGACUCAAAGGAUAAUAGUAAACAACAAAGACAUCGCAUUUUAUUACAACAACUAAGUCAAUGGAUAAAUGAAAACUAUGCUAAAAAACAACGAAAUACAACUUCUUUUGCAUCAUCAUCAUCAUCAACAACAACGUCAUCUGUUCAAGUACAAUAAAGAG
Messenger RNA from Cokeromyces recurvatus, 1629 nucleotides. RefSeq lists its product as uncharacterized. Bases 99 to 1625 code for a protein of 508 amino acids. NCBI's taxonomy places the organism in Eukaryota, Fungi, Mucoromycota, Mucoromycetes, Mucorales, Mucoraceae. The transcript has 4 exons. Gene Ontology annotation, cellular component: nucleus. Gene Ontology annotation, biological process: positive regulation of transcription by RNA polymerase II. The record is from RefSeq and is a predicted model, not a curated record.